Exophiala oligosperma is the source of this 2112-nucleotide messenger RNA. RefSeq lists its product as uncharacterized. The record is from RefSeq and is a predicted model, not a curated record. Gene Ontology annotation, biological process: protein secretion. NCBI's taxonomy places the organism in Eukaryota, Fungi, Ascomycota, Eurotiomycetes, Chaetothyriales, Herpotrichiellaceae. Gene Ontology annotation, molecular function: protein binding; GTPase activator activity; guanyl-nucleotide exchange factor activity. The transcript has a single exon. Gene Ontology annotation, cellular component: endoplasmic reticulum membrane. The coding region runs from base 127 to 2061 and encodes 644 amino acids.
UAUUCUUGUAAUCUUCUAAUACUUAUACUCCGUAAAACCUCGAUUUUAUUUCUUAUACCAUGUCUACACCACCUAAAUGAUCUCCUAGCAUUCUUACAGCACAAAACACCCUCUUUCCGACACAUCAUGGCGCCCAACGUGGUCUCGUCGCAGGUCAAGCUUUCCUAUCCUCUCUACGCGGCCGACUUUGAUCCUUACAACCUGGAUUUUUUGCUCGUUGGCGGCGGCGGCGGUUCAUCCUCGACAGGAGUUCCUAACAAAAUCUCAUUGAUCGAUACGACUCGCCGAGAGCAACUAGCAGAGGUGGUCGAUGUUGAACUCGCAAAAGACGAAGACUCGGUGACUAGUCUAGCGGUGUCGGAUUCCUCAGAUGCUUCCUUGGUUGCUUUCGCCGGCAUCAACAGUUCAGUCACGGAUCAGAAUGCAGGCAAGAAUGAACACUUGAGGUCUUUUCGCAUAGGGCUACCCGCAAAGAAGAGGAGGGCGGAUGGGACAACGGUGGAGAAGGAGAAGCCACCGCAGGAUUCACAGGCGCUGGGACGGACAGCGCUGUUCAAGUCGGCGACAGGCACCAAGAAUGAGACAUAUCAAAGAGUGUUGCGCUUCUCACCGGCACAGAAGCCAGGACAACCUCGACUCGCAGUCAUUGCAUCAGGACUAGCUCCCGAGAACGAGAUUGUUGUCUUCAGGGCCACGCCCACUCCAACAUCAAAGGACGAAAUCUCACGCAUCAAUCUGAAGAAUAGUGAAGCAGGAGAUUUGGAUCUUUGUGUGGACGACGAUGAGAAGGCAGGGCAUAUCCUAGCAUACUGCACAGACGAUGAAGUCUUUAUUCAGAAGAUACCUACCGCCGCGAAGAAGAGCAGCCCUAUAUCAUUAUACCGCACGACAGAAUCGACGACUUCCCUUCCACCCUCUAAGAGACCAAGGUUCCGCGCCAUUCGCUUCAUCACACCUCACCAUCUUUUACUCCUCCAAAACAGACCAGGGAGAACUGGUGCCGACCUCCUUGUCUUGAGGAUCUCCCAAGACUUCUCCCAAUCACGAAUAACUCUACGCAAACGGUUGGAUAGAUCCACCAAAGCUGCCGUGGGACUCGACGUCUGCGCGCUGAGUACAUCUGAGCAAGGUGAUCAGCAAACAGUCAUCGCCGUUGCUGGUCAGAGCGGGGAUGCUAGCUCUAUCGAGCUGCUUACGAUCGACUACUCUGGCGCUUCUGGGCUGCUAGGGACGUUUCGAUCUUAUACGCUCUUGCGCAAUGUUCACAGUGGGCCGUUGACGCGACUAGUCUUCUCGAAUUUCCAGGGUCCGUCACUACCCGUUACCAAAGAGACGCCGCCGCAGUCUAUUCGGCUGGCUUCUGUCGGUGUUGACAUGAUGGUAAAAGUGCAGUAUCUACCACUAAGACCUUUUCCGACACUUUAUACCAAGACUCCUCGUUACGUUCUCAUCCCUCCUGGCCGCUCUGAGACGAUGCAAACUACAUUCAGCGUAUUUUUCGCACUCGUGGUGGUUGGUAUCGUAGCGGUUCUGAUGCAGGCUUUCUGCGAGAUUCGAGGAGCUGUGCCUCCCUUGCUCGGCGCAACAGACUGGUUAUCACCUCGAAUGCGGGAUGUGAUAGCUCGCCCAUACAUCUUUGCUGACGGUAUCCCAACCAUUAAACCAUCAGAUAUUCCAAUCGCCGCACAUAGCGCCACCGAAAGAGUCAAGGAUGCUGCCGAGGACGUGCAGUCUGAGAUUGCUCAGGUGGUGUCGGACUUGGAGAAAACACUGGAGGAUUUUGUCAAGGAGAACUCUCGGCUUGAGACCCCCAAAGCCAUCAUCGUUCGUGACGGGGCCGAGGCAGGUGAACUGUCAACAGAGGUCCUUGAACACGAUGCGGAUCUGAUCAAAGACGAGACACUCAAGAAGUGGGAGGAGCUCAGUGAGCAUCAGAAGCGGAACUGGAAGCGGAAACUCAUUGAGACAGGACAAUGGGCUGAAAAGCAGGGUGAGAGCGUGCUGAAAGGCAUUUUGUUCUCGGAGCUUGCUGGAAUGGUUGGGAAUAUGGUGGCCAAUUAGUGAGGGCUAAUAGUGUUAGAUGUGUACAGAAAAACCAUUUGAACUUCUCGC